AUGCCCCUUAGCAAUCAGAAUAAACAACCCAGAAUAAAAAACAAUCCAACUACACCUAAGGAAGCUAUCUUAAAAGCAAGAGAUCUUAUAGUAUUAGCGUCAACUCUUUCUCAAUCAUGUGAUGAGCAAUCGAAGCUAUUAGAUCUCCUAGAGAUCUUUAGAGAAUAUACCGAAAAAGGAAAGCUCACCACCGCCUCCAAUAUCAUCACCUCCCAAAUCACUCAUCUAGAAUCCGCUACACGGAAAAUCGAAACUCAAGCUAAAGCCCUAACCAAAGCUCCCUUGCCAAUCAAUACACCAACCACUAAAUCGACAUAUGCAGCAAUAACAAAAGAAGGAGAAUGGAACCUAGUAGGCAAGGGAAAAACUAUUAGAUCUUCCCCAAUAGAUAAGAAGAUCGAAAUCACACAAAGACGCUUAAUCCUGAUCAAACCAGAGAUCACGAACAUUACCUCCUUUUCACCUAUAUCAAUUCGAAACCAAAUAAACGAAGCAUUCCAGAAAACUGGAAUUAAAGGCCCGGUUAUAGCAGGAGUAACUCUAUCGCUGAAUAGAAAUAUAAUAAUUACUACAAAUGCACCUUUCACAUCACAACUUCUAUUAGAAAAAAAGGCAAUCUGGAGUAAUCUCAUCAAAUUCGAAAGAAUUCAAAAGGAUCAAGAAUGGCAUAAGGUCAUUAUUCAUAAAAUCCCUAUAAAAGAAUUUUCUGGAACAAGAGGAAUGGACCUCAUUCUUGAGGAAAUCAAAACCUUCAAUCCAGAAUUCAAGCCCAUAGGAACCCCUUUUUGGCUUACACCAUCAUCAAAAAGAGCUCAUCAACGGGAAGGAGCAAUAGUGAUUGCUUUUGCAACAAAAUCAGAAGCAGAGCUAGCCAUUCGGAAACGACUAUAUAUCGCUGGCACUAGUACAAGAGUAGAAAAGUUCUACGAAUCCAAACCAACUACACAAUGCCAAAAAUGCCAAGGAUUCGGACAUCAGGAUACACAUUGCAGAAGGGAUCCCUCUUGUGGACUAUGUGGAGGCAAACAUAUCACAUCACUUGCAAUAGAACUCAAUAUCGAUCUUAUUAUGAUUCAAGAACCUUGGAUUAUCAAAAAUGGAAUCGAUUACUCAAAUUCAAGAUCUAUUAUACACUCACAGACAAUCAUAUACAAUUCCAGCAAACACCCUUUUCACAACGUAACUCUGGAGGAGCACAUAGCCCCUCCACCAAUUAUGAAAUCGCUCGCAGAGACGGGUUCCGCAGCCGCAGCAGUUAACGAUAUCUUCGAGAAGGUCGCCAGAGAAGAAAGGGAGAAGAGGGUGGUAUUCGAUGCUUUCGCUGCUUUUGCAGACGGAUUAGUGAAGCAACUUAAGGGUGGGGAGCGCAAACGCGCGCUCGACUUGAAGGACAUCAUCGUAGACGCACUGCUGGGUCGCACCGGACACUCUCCGCCACCAACCGUUUCUUUCUCAGACUCAAGCAGGGCACACAGCUCUGCUUCUACAUAUGCCGGCGCGUUGAAAACGCGCACAAAUACAGGUGCAGCUGGCCCCAUAAAAGCUCCAACCACCGCGACAAGCUCCACACCUGUGAGUGGUCCGAGCGUCGACAAAAAGGAGGCCCGAAAAAUCAAGGCGGAGAAGGACAGAAUAGAGAGGACAAUCCUCAUUGCAGCGAACGGAGACGCUUUGUUGCAAGAGCCUAGCCCCUUUCUGCUUCGGCUCAAGAUCACAAGGGCAGUCCCAGAACUCACCUUGGAGGAGAUCCCGUACCUUCAGAGGAACAACACAGGCUGGUCGCUGAGGUGUAACACCCCAGCAACCCGUGAGAAGGUGAUGGAGAAGCAGAACGCGGAGAGGCUGAGAACCGCUCUAGGAGCCACCGAGGUGCGCCGACUAGAGAAAUGGUACUUGUAUGCAGUGCCACAAGUCCCGCACGACUUCUACCGCGUUGGAGGCGCUCCCGCCCCCAUUCCCGACGAACUCGUCAGGGAGGAAAUCAAGUCCCAAACGGGCAAACAUCCGGUAGUCUGCCGUCUUUCUCGAAACGGAGUACACCCGACGACACAAAGAGGGACCUGGAUCGUAGGCUUCACCGCCUCGGUAAAGAGCUUUCAACUCUUUAACAGCAGCUCUUUCUCGGUGCUGCUAGACAAACCACGCAGCAUUCAGCUGCACUCUACAGGCUGCCAAGGCUACUGCAACCCCUUCACUUGUAAGAAGACAGCCCGUUGUUCCAGAUGUGGCAAGCAAAAUGCAGAACAUGCAGAGGGUGCUUCUCACGAACGCUGUACAAGAGAUGCUCAAUGUGCUAACUGUCACGGCCCGUUCGUUGCCGGACACAAAAAUUGCCCCGCAGCCCCCAAAGUGCACGCCAAAAAGAUCAUCACUCAGACAGCCAAGUCCCUGGUUGCCAUCCGCGCGGAGGGUAGGAAGGCGUACAACAUGCUCAAGAGUGUCAAGGAGGCGGAGGUGACUAGGCCAACCCCAGUCUUACCAACCUCCUCCACGAUUAGGGCCCCAGGAGCCCAAGUCACAGAGCACGAGAAUGCUCGCCCAGCCAAGCGUCCUCGGGAACCGACUACACCGAUCUCAGUGCAAACGGCGACAAGCACGAGAAUUACGAGGAGUCGACCUGCGCCCAACCUUAAUGAAGUGGCCUUAGCCAACAGAGUAUUUGGAGAGACACUCACCUCUCCAAUCGCUCCUACAGACAACAUGGACACUACCCCCGUAUGA
Sclerotinia sclerotiorum 1980 UF-70 is the source of this 2721-nucleotide messenger RNA. RefSeq lists its product as hypothetical. The transcript is spliced from 2 exons. The record is from RefSeq and is a predicted model, not a curated record. Lineage: Eukaryota; Fungi; Ascomycota; Leotiomycetes; Helotiales; Sclerotiniaceae. Bases 1 to 2721 code for a protein of 906 amino acids.